Boleophthalmus pectinirostris (great blue-spotted mudskipper) is the source of this 3823-nucleotide messenger RNA. RefSeq names its product probable ribonuclease ZC3H12C. Gene Ontology annotation, molecular function: RNA endonuclease activity; metal ion binding; mRNA binding. The record is from RefSeq and is a predicted model, not a curated record. Gene Ontology annotation, cellular component: cytoplasmic ribonucleoprotein granule; nucleus. NCBI's taxonomy places the organism in Eukaryota, Metazoa, Chordata, Actinopteri, Gobiiformes, Gobiidae.
UCAAUCCGAACCCCAGCCGCUCUGCUCAUUGUUGCUCCAUCUGCUUUCAUUGUGCAAGUUAACUGCCUUCUACAACUACUGCAAAUACUACUACUACUACUGCAAAUACUGCAAAUACUACUACUACUACUACUACAGCUGCUGCUGCUUCUUCUUGUGGAUUUGUUGCGUCUCUGUUUCGUGGCUCGUGGAGUUUUUUUCUUUUCCUCUCGAGUGUUUUGGAGGAUUCACAGAUGCAGGUCGGGACUCGAGGGUGUUUUCGGGCGAGCGUUGGCUGUGGUUCUGGGGAUGACUGAACCAAACCCAUGGGACAUCAGGACCAUGAGGAGACCGCCCACAGUCCCGCUCUGGACUCCGGUCCGGACUCCGGUCUGGACCUGGUCUACCUGCACCUGACGGGCCCCUCCCCCGCCGCCCCCCCCCCGACAUGGAGGAGCGGGCGAGCGAGCCGCGGGACCAGGGGGAGGAGAGAGAGGACGGGUCUGAACCGGGACUCAACCAGGUCAAGUCCUCGCACCAGCCCCUGUGCAGGUCCCAGUGUGUGGACCUGGGACCAGAGGGACCCCCGGAUCUGAACCAGGACCCGGACCUGAACCAGGACCCGGACCUGAACCAGGACCCUGAUCUGAACCAGGACUCAAACAGCGGAGACCUGGUCCCUCCAGAUCCUCCGAGUUCCCCGGAGCCCGCGGGCCCGUCCCCGGCGCCCACAGCAGGGGGCAGCAGAGAGUUCCAGGCCAAACUGGACUUCGCUCUUAAACUGGGCUACGGCGAGGAGACGGUCCGCGCCGUCCUCACCAAACUCGGACCGCAGACGCUCAUCAACGACGUGCUGGGGGAGCUGGUCAGACUCGGGACCAAACCGGAGCCCGACCAGGAUCUGGGCUCCGGACCGGGCUCCGGACCGAGCUCCGGUCUCGGGUCCGGCCCGGGGUCUUCGUGCGGCUGCGCAGAGGACGGACGAGGAGACUCGCCGGCGCCGACCGAAAGCGACCAAGAAAAUCUGAGACCGAUUGUGGUCGACGGAAGCAACGUGGCCAUGAGUCAUGGAAACAAGGAAGUGUUCUCGUGCCAGGGCAUCCAGCUCGCUGUUGAUUGGUUCCUGGAGCGAGGUCAUCGUGACAUCACCGUGUUUGUCCCGGCCUGGAGGAAGGAGCAGUCCCGCCCCGACGCGCCCAUCACCGAUCAGGAGAUCCUUCGUGUGCUGGAGAAGCAGAAGUUGUUGGUGUUCACUCCGUCUCGUCGGGUUCAGGGACGCCGCGUCGUCUGUUACGACGAUCGCUUCAUCGUGAAGUUGGCGUUCGAGUCGGACGGCGUCAUCGUCUCCAACGACAACUACCGCGACCUCGCCAACGAGAAACCCGAGUGGAAACGCUUCAUCGACGACAGACUCCUCAUGUACAGCUUCGUCAACGACAAGUUUAUGCCUCCAGACGAUCCUCUGGGACGACACGGACCGAGUCUCGACAACUUCCUCCGAAAACGUCCCGUCAUCCCAGAGCAGAAGAAACAGCCCUGCCCCUACGGUAAAAAGUGCACUUAUGGACACAAGUGUAAAUAUUAUCACCCGGAGCGAGGAGCUCAGCCUCAGAGAUCCGUCGCCGAUGAACUCAGAGCCAGCGCCAAAAACCCGACCAAGAACCAGAACAAGACCCAGUCCAAGGUCCAGACCAAGACCCAGACCAGGACCCAGACCGACCCGGGUCUGGUCAAGUCCCACAGCGUCCCGACGGCAGAGACCCAGAGGAGCGGAACCAAACGCCAAUCUGACCCCAACGUGCGAGCCCUGUCCUACGGAGACGCCGAGGUUUAUGUUGAGGAUCGUUUGUUUCAGCCUCAGAGCAGAACCUUGUCCCCGGCUCCAGGUGGGCCCCCGACCGUCGCCCCCGUGCCCCAGGACGAGCCCCCGCCCCCUGACCCGCCGUACCCCCACUGCCCCUCGCCCGACUACUACAGCGUCACCCGGGCCUUCGCCAGCCUCUCCGUCGCCUCCAGACCCAACCCGGACUACAGACCGGACCUCAGACCGGACCUCAGACCGGACCUCAGACCGGACCUCAGACCGGACCUCAGACCUGACCUCAGACCGGACCUCAGACCGGACCUCAGACCGGACCUCAGACCGGACCUCAGACCGGACCUCAGACCAGACCUCAGACCGGACCUCAGACCAGACCUCAGACCGGACCUCAGACCGGACCUCAGACCGGACCUCAGACCGGUCCAGGACCAGGACUACAGGCUGGGGUCUCUCGGGUCUAUGGGCUCCGCCGGGUCUGAAUGUGGCAGCGAAAGCAGCAGCUGCGACUCGUGUCCGACCGAAUCUUCCAUGGACGAUUUCCACUACCCGCCCUCGCGGAUGUACCCGCCCCCGCCCGACUACUGCGCCCACGCCCACCUCGAGUACCCGCACCUGCCCCCUGCCCACCUGUCUCACCUGUCGCACCUGGACGCCCUGCCCAAGCGCCCGCUGUACCCCCUGCCCCCCCACCUGCACCACCGGCCGCUCUCCGCCCGCUCCAGCUGCCCGGGCGACUACCUCCACGCCCCCGCGCCCUCCGUGCCCGCGCCCCGCUCCCCCCUCGCCCCGGCCCGCCCCGAGAGCAGCUCCGACCCGCACCUGUACCCCCACCCCCACCCGCGCCCCAAGACCCUGCCGCACUGGGACACGUGUUACCGCCCCCCGCUGGCGUCGGCGCGCUACGACUCGUCCUGUUACUGGGAGAGUUACGGCUCGCGCUUCCACCCGCCGCCGCACGCCGCCGCCGCCGCCGCCACCCACCCGUACCCGGAGCAGAGCGCCGUCCUGGGCCGCACGGGCCGCUCCCUGCCCCCCUACCCCCCGCCAGGCCCUGUCGCCCGGUUUGAGGAGGCGCGGUACGAGGAGGCGCGGUACGAGGACGGGCGGUACGAGGAGGCGCGGUACGAGGAGGCGCGGUACGAGGACGCGCGGUACGAGGACGCGCGGUACGAGGACGGGCGGUACCCUCGUGACGCCCGCUACGCCGACGCCCGGGACAAGACUUACAUAAACCUGUGUAAUAUUUUCCCGUCGGAGCUGGUGCGGCGGGUGAUGUCGCGCUCGCCGCACGUCACAGACCCACAGACGCUCGCCGCCGCCAUCCUGGCAGAAAAGACUCAGAGCGGAUUCUGAUCGAUUCUGAUCGAUUCUGAUCGAUUCUGAACGAUUCUGAACGAUUCUGAUCGAUUCUGAACGAUUCUGAACGAUUCUGAACGAUUCUGAUCGAUUCUGAUCGAUUCUGAUCGAUUCUGAUUCUGCCACAGUCACACACGAGUCUUUAGACUUUGGGCUGAAACUGCAAAGGCUCAUGGGAAAAACUGAACAUGUACAUGAACUAAAGCUGCACUCUGUAACUUUUCUGUACCAGCUUGUCUCCAUGGAGAUGUGACUCCUGUGCCUGGAAUGUUCCACACUGUGGCAUUACAUGUUUGCAUGUCUACAGCUGUGUUCACUUCCACACAACAGGCUCGCCUCUCCACAGAUCUGAUCUGUCACAUGGUCACAUGUCUCCAGAAAGAUAAACAGGUUUAAUGCCGCACUGUGGAACAUCCUCCACAACAACAAUCCCGUCUCCACGGUGACAAGAAAAAGAACAACUGAAGACAGAGAUUCUCCUGUGACUCUGGCCCAAGUACAAAUACAAGUACAUGUGUGUGUAUCUGUACUCGAGUACAUGUGUCUGUAUUCGAGUACAUGCGUCUGUACUCGAGUACAUGUAUCUGUACUCGAGUACAUGCGUCUGUACUCGAGUACAUGUGUCUGUACUCGAGUACAUGUAUCUGUACUCGAGUGCAUGUGUCU